AAAAAAAGAAGCGAUAUCGGCAAGAAAGAUAAAAGUCUCGUAGGGGGACAUAACCUCGAAGAUAUGUAAACAUUGAAAAAGUUGUCGAAACAGAGAGAAAGUAUAGUUAAUUAAAAAAUAAUCAAGAAGAAUUAAAUAAGAGAAGGAACAAUUGGAGGCUUCUUAAGGAAGUCGAGACAGGCGAAUAUAAUACGAGGCGAUGCAGCAAAUGAUGCAGCAGGCAAACGUAAAGGUGCCGACUGCACCAGUUGUUCCUAUGAUACUGGAUGAGGCAAUCGCUAUAAGAAUAGUUAUGGGCGCAAAACUGCCUCACGAGAGAGGACUGAUGUAUCGCUCGGAUCUAUGGCACAAAAUCAAAGUCAAUAACGGCGGUCGAUUCGACAAGGAUACAGUCUUGAAAGCUAUUUUGAGAGCGAUCGAGCCGGCCGAUUUGAUACCGGUGAAGUAUCAGGUUUGUGGAGAAGACGCCUAUUUUGUAGCGAGAAAUUGCGGCCCCGCGUUGGAAAUGCUGUGCAAGCUGAAUAUGAUCGUCAGAAAUGAUAAGGGCGACGGUCUCGUUCUCGUGGUAACCUUAGGAUUCUCUUCGAUCCACGAGCUGCAGGUUCAUAUACAACCACUCCUGUUGACUGCGCUAACCAAGAGAUACGAUCCGAACGAGAAGACAUUAAACCUGGAGAGUUUCCACACAGAUCCGGAUAUAGAGAAGAACGUCUAUUGUCGGCUGUCACAGCUCAGAACUUCCAAUCACGUUUUAAAGCUGGCCAAAACCGCGAUAGCCACCUUCGAGCGUCUGAAUUUGCAGCACAAUGAAUUGUUCAACAUAUCGGCGAUAGAGAAUUCGGGUUUAAAAUCCAUCAAGUACCUGGACCUGAGGCACAACAAUCUGUUAAACAUGAGCGCGUUAGCCCCCCUAAAAAAUCUGGAGAUCGUCAGACUCUGGCUCGACGAUAAUCCUCUUUGCGAAAAUUAUUCGACUGCGAAGCAAUACGUAGAGUCUGCAAAGAAAUAUUGCCCGUACCUGCAAGAGUUAGACGGCGUGUACAUUGCGGAAAACAUGCCGAUGAUAUACAGGGACUAUUUUCCGGACGACAAGACUCAGGAUUUCGCACAUAAAUUUAUUUCUCACUUCUUUUCUUUGUACGAUCAGCUCGACCGAACGGGUCUACGAGGGCUCUAUCACAAGGACGCGUUUUAUUCCAUGAGCUUCGCCAUACCCCAUAACAUCGCGCAAGUGACUGGCCUCAACCAAUACACGUUAAAUAGAAAUCUAAAGAGGAAAGUCAAAAAAGAUAAGAAAAAUGCGAGCCUCUACUACGGCCAAGAGGACAUUCUGGCAGCUUUCGGCAAAUUGCCCCGGUCCUACCACGACAGUAGUUCCUUCACAUACGACAUCAUGUACGACAACGACAAAUGCAUAGUGUUCAGUGUCAGUGGAUUGUUCAAGAAACUAAGUUCCGGCACAAACAUACUAUCAUUCUCCAGAACAUUCGUCUUGGUGGCCUCCCUCGACAACGAAUAUCACAUUUUAAACGAUCAGUAUCACAUAUUCGCAGCACCUGAAAACAUAACACCCGAUAAAAUAGUAGUUAAAUAUGCUUUACACGAAAUCGAGCCGGUUUGCUUCAGUCAGAGUGAGAGAUCGGUGUUGAUUACCAGAAUGCGGCAGAUCACCACGAUGAAUAAGGAAUGGUCCAAGACUUAUCUGACGUUAGCUCAAUGGGAUAUGCGAAAAGCGAUAUCUACCUUCAUGAAGGAUUUCAAAAGUUCGUCGAUACCGGAAAUUGCGUUUGUUUCAUAGGGCUCGCAACAAUAUAUUGCUUUUACUGACGGAACGUAUUCUAAACACUAUGUAAAUAAUAGAAAUAGCAGUAAUGUAAAAACACAGGUCCAUGUAUCUCAAAAGUUUUCGUUACUUAAUUCGUUAAUUUUUAUUUACCCAUUCUACGUUUACGAUUUUUCUCGCGAAAUACGAUUUUUUUUUAUAACAAAAAUCGUCACGUUAAUUGCGCGUUUAAUUGCACGUCUCCUAAUAAUGUGUAGAAUGUAGAUGUUGGCUUCGCGCGAGAUGGUAGUAUCGUAUAUCAAUGAAUAUAUCACGAAGCGAUGCGAUUACUCGCAUGGCAUUUAAAUGGUCUGCAGGAUGGGGAACGAGAUGCUUAGUGACUUCAUCCAAAGGUUAUGCACUCAAGGACCACGGCGUUCAUCCGGACGAUGUGAAUGAAACAAAAUCGCGAAGGUAGGUGAGUUUUUUUUACCCUUUCUAAUCGGUUUACGACGCAGUACGCGAGCGCUGUUGAGGAUCAUCGAGACUUUAUUUAUGCUCGAUUAAAGUAAAUCACUGUGUUUGAAUGCGGAUCUGUAAAUGGCUUAUUAAUAAUUUAAUCUCGAGAGCGUAAUACUACGAAGUAUUAUGGUCAUUGUCGCUACUAAAAUAGAUAGUGAAGCCGAGAAUAAAAUUGUCAUCUGUUAAUAGAACUAAUAUUUAUAAUAGAUUUUAUACGCGCGUUGUCCGCUCGUAAUUAUAUGUUUCUAUUACACAGGCUCGAUAACGGUGCAUAAUUUAUCGCUAACACCGUACGAGAAUAAUAAUUAUGGAAGUAAUUCAUAGCCCGUGCGAUUGUGGGAGAAUUAAAAUUUUUAUUACGCGCGCAAAGUGAACUUUACGCUGUACAUGCAAAUUUUCGCCGAGAAAAUGAUACGACGAAUGAGUUAAUAGGUCGCAAAUAAAGACGUGACUUGAGUUGUAAUCGUGACGUUUGGCGUACGACGAGUAAUUUUAUUCCAAUAAGAAAAUGAUAGAUUUCUUCUAUAAUAUAAGCUCUUUUUAUCGCACAAAUUCAGACAAUGUAGUGUCAUUAAUUAAAUAGAAUGGCAUAACACGGAAGAUUACGUGUUAUCGAAUGCCAUAAAUAUACAAUUACGGCAUUAAAAAGAACAACUUCGAAAGACAACGUAAGAUGAAUGCACGCAGCUUGAGUGUAACGGUACAAGUGUUUGCAUUACAUCACCGUUGCAAGGAAAAAUGCAGUAAUGCCAUGGUAGCCAAAUAAACAAUCAUAACAUAACACGUUUACGGUAGUCCGAUCGUAUAUCUUCGCCGGCUCUUGUUUUUGCGCAAUCUUUGUCACUUCCGGAUCGUCAGGGCUCAGGUAGAUUCUUUCGCGUGUGAAUAAAAAGAAGAAAAUACCUUGUACAAUGACACAGUUAUGCCAGUACAUUAGACUAUAAUAAUAAUAAUUUUCAACGUAGAUAAUCACGGCACUUUUUAUAGAGGAUAAAAAUGGAACGUUUUAUAAAUGCAUAAAUUUUUGAACGAGCCUUAUUCACACGCCUUUCUUUCAACCAGUGAUUAUAAUGCGAGGCACGGAAAUGAUACCAAAGAAAAAAAAAGAUCGAGAAAUGUUGAACUAAACUAACUGAGUUGAGUUGCUAACAAUUAGCCGGGAGUCGAGAGAGGGUACGUAUAGAUAACGACAUAAUAAAAUGAUUGUUCCCUACUGUGAGACUCAGUACAGCCUCCCACGAGAAGCACCUUUGAGAAGUUUGCCUUCUAAAAAUAGGCAACCGUAUGCUUCUUCCAGUACCAAUUAACCCUUGUAUAAUUAAUUAAAACUUUCUUCCCAAUAGUUCGAUGCUUCCUGCAUCGGCACCUUGGAAAUCGAAAGUAUCGACACCCGAAGCGCAAUCUCGAGCACAAAAAUGAGAAUAAUAAAAUAAAUUGGAUUUUAAUAAGAAACUUUAUACUUCAUGUAAUAAAAGACAGGAAUAGAUAUGAAACAUGUAAUAUUCGUCGUUUUUAAUAAAAGAUGUAUUAUAUAUAUUUUUUAUUUAUGGAAAUUGCGAAAGCCAGCUUCGAACGUAAAUGUGUCAAGUUGUGGGUCAGGGUACCACAGUGAGAGAGGGACGGAAUAUGAUUAAAAAGAUGGCCCCCAUUAAGACAUGUUUAUGCCAAGACGCACAUAAGAGGCGUACGCACGAUGUAACGCACCUAAAGAUGUUUCUUACAGAUAACCCGCAGGAGAAAGUCCUAUCAUGCAGAUUCUAUGUAAAUUUUUCGUGUCGUCGCACCUCCGAAAGGCGCCGGCAAAAAUGAAAAGACACUACACGCUUGUGAUAUUCUCUCCUGCGAUUAGAGAUGGCUUUCAUCGAGUGGUAACAGGGAUAGGUCCAGAAGAGAAAAUUAAUAGCCAAACUUUUGAAAUGUAACACAAACACGUUAUACAGAUAUUCAUUAUGUAAAGCGAGGAA
Messenger RNA from Temnothorax curvispinosus, 4248 nucleotides. Its product is annotated as nuclear RNA export factor 1-like. Gene Ontology annotation, molecular function: protein binding; RNA binding. Lineage: Eukaryota; Metazoa; Arthropoda; Insecta; Hymenoptera; Formicidae. Gene Ontology annotation, cellular component: nucleus. The record is from RefSeq and is a predicted model, not a curated record. The transcript has 2 exons. Gene Ontology annotation, biological process: poly(A)+ mRNA export from nucleus. Bases 200 to 1798 code for a protein of 532 amino acids.